Messenger RNA from Anoplophora glabripennis (Asian longhorned beetle), 8373 nucleotides. RefSeq names its product interaptin. The transcript is spliced from 21 exons. The record is from RefSeq and is a predicted model, not a curated record. Gene Ontology annotation, molecular function: molecular adaptor activity. Gene Ontology annotation, biological process: signal transduction. Lineage: Eukaryota; Metazoa; Arthropoda; Insecta; Coleoptera; Cerambycidae. The coding region runs from base 76 to 8010 and encodes 2644 amino acids.
AGAAAAUACAUUAUUUUUCGUUAAGUAGAAUGAGUCCUUAUUGAGCAGAUAAAUCAAAUUCAGGAAAUAGGAAAAAUGGAGACAAGUAAUGGAAAAGCAGAAGACGAUUCCAACCCCAAAAAAGACCUAAAUGAUACCGAGGCUUCUCUAUCGCUGUCCAUAACUCCACCAAUCCCCGAUGACAACAAAAAAGACAACGAACACUCCGAUGAGAGCAUUUCGGAGCACCUAACUUCUAACAGUACCAGUGUAGAGAACGACCGAUCCUACCAAGAGAUCGAAAUCUCUAACAGGCCUUCAACCGUAUUUUUUAACUUGCCAUCAUCCGACGAAGAGAGGCAGCACAUUUCUCAAGAACAGCGGCCUCGGUCUCUGGAGACCAGUUUCUGUAGUGAUACUAGUGUUAUAAGUUUGAAUUACCUGGAUAGAAUUAGUUUCAGAAACAUGGAAAUGAGUGAUAAUGUGCGUAGCAUCUUGGAUGAGAUCUUAAACGACGACCAGUUUGUUUCGGGGAACGAGGACUCGGGAUCUUUCACUAAGUCCAGGGAGGAAAGUUUGAAUAUCUUCGCCAACAUCGAUCUAGAUGAUAAGAGUUUGACUAAUUUUAGGAACAGUCAGAACGAUCUAAUGGAAAAAGAUUUUUUUAGUGGUAAUUUUGCAGUACCUUUAGCGAGAGACGCGAUUGAUAUCGACAAACGAGUUAAGGAUUUUGAGGAGCUGAUAGCGGUUAAAGACAGUACGAUCGCUGCUCUCACUUCCGAACUUGAUUCGUUUCGAGAACUGAGCAACACAAAUUCGGGAAGUAUGGUGUCGACAACGGAGUACAAGCAGCUCCAAGAAGAGUGCCAUAGCAAAUUGAUGGAAUACAACAGUGCCAUAAUCUAUAAAAACGAUCUGAUUCAACAACUGAGCGAAUCGUUAGACCAGUCGGUUAAUGAGAGAAAGGAACUUUUAAAACAAGUCGAUAUCUUCAAGGAGGAAAUUUCGCAGUUGCAGAAACAACUUCAAGACACAACGAGGAUGGUAAACGAUCACAAGUGUGUUAAAGAAACCAAAGAAGAAACCGAUUAUACCUCGGCAGUACAAGUAAUAAAGGAAGAUGACGAUGAGAAAACGGAAACGUCGGAGCCCGUUUUGGACUUGGACUUGGAGUUUUCGACGUUGGAAUCGAACUUGAACCCCGCUCAAAGUAACUUGCUCAACGAUUUAAAGAUUAAGGUCAACGAGUUCGUCAGACAGAGCGUGAUGAAGAAUAGGAACCUUUAUGAAGAGGAAAUAAGUAAACUGAAGGAAAAUAUAGUCCUUGAAAAAGAAGAUUACGAAAUGGAAAUUAACAAACUGAGGGACUUGCUGGCAAACAUAAAGUGUGGUUCGACUGAAAUUAUGGAACUAAGGCAAGAAUUGGAGGCGAGACAUUCGAGGGAAGUGGAAGAACUGAGGACUUAUUUUGAGAAAAAAUGUGCCGACUUGGAGAAAAAUUAUUCAGAGGAGGUUUUCAGCCAGCAAAGCAGGAAAAUGUCAGGCUCUACCUGCUCGGAGGCCGAACUGAACUCCGACCUUCUCUUCUCGCACCCACCGGGCCCCCACGGCGACAUAAGCUACGACCUGCAGCCAAACAUCACCAAAAAGGACCUGACCAACCUGAAGAACGAGCUGAACAGCGUCCUGGAUAAGAUCAACAACUACAACCUCGAUAGUAUCUCCGAGGAGGACUUCAACGCCCUGAAAUCCGAAAUGGGCAAGUGCAACCUGAACAACCUGCUCAAGUACGACCUGGCGGUCAUCAGGAACGACCUGCAGAAUAAGUAUCACGCCGAACUGGAAGUACUGAGGGAGGACAACGAGAACAGGGUGGAUUUGUUGAACGUGGAGCACGAGAAGAAGCUGAGGGGUCUGGAGGAGAAGUAUCUGGAGGAGGUGGAGAACUUGAGGGGUCAGAUCGACGAGUUGGGGAGGCAGAAUCUUUGCAUCAGCUCGGCCGUGCAGGAGGUGACGAGUUCUGGGGAGUUUGAAAUCACCGAGGUGAUUCAGAGCUACGAGCGGAGGCUGCAGCAGCAGGUCACUCUUGCUAAGAUCGACAUUAUCUCGGCCCUAGAGAGCCAGAUACAGCGUCUGGCGUCCAACGAGGCGGACGACGAAGAAUGGCCGUCGGAACUGCUCCAGCUGAGGGGCAGGUUCACCGACAAGUACGAGAACGAGAUAAGGCAGCUGAAGGAGGAGCAUCGCUCGGAAGUAGAGAAACUGAAAGACGAGCACCUGAGAGUGUUGAACGGUGCGCUGGAAAGGGCCAGGAGGCGGAGUUUGAGGGACAACGACAGUUUGAGCAAGGGAGAUUUGGAAAUUCUCAAGGAGAGAGACAACUUGAAAAAACAAGUUUCCUCGUUGCGGAACUUGCUCGGCGAGCUCCUCAAGUACUUCACCCAGUGCGAGGACGAGCUGAACAACACGCUCGUCGACGAACUACUGCGGCAAAGCUUCGACAAGAACCUGUCCCAACUGGAGGACGAGCUCAACCUGAACGACUCCAGCGCCACCAACUCCAGCAAGACCGGCGACAGUCUCGCCAACGUGACCCGGGUGCACCUCGCCCCGAAUUUCUCCGAUCUGAUCAACCUCGUCGAAUCCGGCUCCCGGGAAGAGGGCGACUCGAGGGACAUAUCGCUGGACCUCAAGAACGAGCUCGGCAUUUGCCUCGACAAGCUCAAACAGGAAGCGAACGCUAUCUUAGCGCUCACGAGUAACAUCGCCAAGCAAGGCUCGAGCGUUAACGUGAACGUGUCUCCGAAAGGUAACUCUCUCGAGGAGAAACUGUCGUCUAUGACCAGGCAGCUGAUCAGCGAGGCGCAGGUCAAGGAGAGACUCAGGGAGGAGCUGAGGGAGGCUUCGAGCAUCAUCGAGACUUUGGAGAAGCAACGGGAGGAGUUGGAGGGGCAGUUGGAUGGGGUGAUCGCUAAGGAUAACGUGUUGGAGGAGGAGUUGGCGAGGGCGAGGAGUAAGAUAGCGGAAUUGAUAGAGAACGGGCAUAAGGAGAUUGUUUCUGAAGGGUACGGUGAAGAGGGGAGUAUGGAGAUGCAGGAAAGGGGCGAUGCUAUGACAAUUCUGGCCGACUUACAAGAGAAAGCGAGGAACAUGCUGGCUCAGUCGCGUGCAAGCGCUGAUCCGACACUGCUGCAUCUCAUCGAGGAGCUGUGCAGGGUCGGGGAGAGGAUCAAGGAGGAGUCGCAGAAGGAACGACUCGAUCUGUUGCUACAGGUAAAAGAGCACAUGCCUUCGAGUAGUUGUGGUGAAAAGAUCGACGCCGCCGACAAGAAAUACCGCACCACGCAGAAGUUCCUGGAGGAGCAGGCGGCGGAGAGGGAAAUGGAACGCGACGAGGCCCAAAAGAGCAUCAAUCGGCUGCGGGAACAGCUCAAGGACAGGGAAAGGGACAAGGCGAGCUGCGAGAGGUACAAUGCGGAGGUAAAUGGUGUGUGCUGUUGGGAAAACGGGUGCAAAAAAAUGCAGGUCGAGCAGCUAGAGCAGCAGCUGCAGGAGAUGACCAAGCUCCUCGCCGAGGAGUCGAGACGGUUCAAGGACUUGGAGGCGGAACGUAACGAGGCUGUGAGCAAGAUCAAGGAGCUGCGGGACAUCAUCUGCGAGCUGGAACUGCAGACGGAGGCCAAGACGAAGGAGGUGGAGGACUGCCUGGAGGUCAUCCACAAGCUAGAAUGUAUAGUGGAGCAGCAAGACAGGUCCAUUAACGAGCUGGGGCAAAAAGAUUCACUCAGGGACGUUUCAGAUAUCCACCAGCUGCGCAGGCACAUCGAGUCGUUGGAGAGCGAGCUGCAACGGACGAGGGUGAACUCGGAGCUGGCGGGCAGCGAGGGGGCCCUGGCGCAGAUCCACGUGCAGCUCUGCGAUUUGGAGGCUUCCUUGGAUAAAAAAACCAGGGAAUUGGAGACUUUGCAUUCGACCGAGACGAAUUGUAGCUCUCCUUCUGAGGACAUCUCCGCGAGAGACCUGGUUCAACCCAACAUCCCCGGUACCAUGGACGAAUGUGAAGUGCCCCUCCAACAACUAGCCAGGCUGAAAGAAAAGCUCCUCCGCCACUCCAGAGCGGAGGAGGCGGCCAUAAAAAGAAUUCGCGACUUGGAAAUGCAUGUUUUCAGCUUGAAAAACGAGCUGGAGGAGUCGAACGGAGAAAAAGACUGCAUGAAGAAACAAAUACAGGAGCAACUGGUCCUGAUAUCCGACUUCCAAAUAAGGUUAGACGAGCAGAGACUACGCGCCGACCACAUUGAGAAGCAGACGAAUACGUCAUUGGAACUGAAAAUCUACGAUUUGCAAAAUGAAAUCGCCACGUUGCGAGACAAGUUCCAGAUCAAAGAAAAGACCUUCGCCCACCAGCAGAUCCUGCUGAGCGAGACUCAGCAGCGCUUGAAGAGCCUCGAGGAAGAGAUCAGUAACAACGGCAAGGAAGACGACGAGUUGCUAGUGACGAUGCAGAAGGAACUCGAAGCGCUACGCGUCCAGAACGCUCAGAUGAAGCUGAAGAUGAGCAACGAGGCGCAGAUUGUGCCGAAUCUGGUCGAGAACAUCAUUUCCGACAAGAACGUGGACAUAGAAAAGUUACGGGAGAAGCUGGAAGAGACCGAGAGGUUGCUAGAGUCCUACACUUCCCUCAAUUUGGACAGGCGAGAGCUGCAGUCGUUAUCCAACCUUAAGAGCCACGGUACUUCUCUGGAAGAGGUGCUGGGCAUCCUGGAUCUCAGUCAGAGGGAGCGCAUCCGAAAAGCCAGCCGGGACGAGAGCGAACCGUUGGAGUUGUCGCAUAAUUAUCCGUACAAGAGAAACGUCAACGAAACCGUUUUCCUAGGUAGCGCUUCCGAGCCCGAGAUAUCCACCAUCGAAAAGGUGGGGCCCCACCUGUUCCAACCGGCUUCGGGAAAGACCAAUUCUACAGAAAUUUACAAGUCCGCAGAGAAACGGGUCCAUUUCGAGGACACGGACGUCGCCCGACUCAACAACGCCGUUACCGCUUUAAACGAGGAACUGGAAGCGAAAGACAAAGUCAUCAAAGAGUACGAGGAACGUCUGAAGCUGCUGAACAGUCUGGAAGAAAAAAUCGAGAAGCUGCAGUCUUCUUUGGAACAGACGGAAAAGGCCCUGGUGACGGCAACAGAAACGUUUGAAAGGGAACAGCACGACUCGCACGAAAGAGAAAAGAAUCUAGGAGUGGAGCUGGCGGAGAAGAAGCUUCACUUAUCCGAGAGGGAGAAGAAAAUCGAGAUGUUGGAACAGGAUUCGCGCAGGAAGGAUCAGAUGUGCUUGGACCUGGCGGAUCAGAAGCGGGAUCUGGAGCAAGCGUUGAGCAAAUUUAAACAUGAGAGCUGGAAGAACUUGGAUACCGUGAUUAAGGAGAAGAACGAAGAAAUUGACACAUUACACUCGUCUCUACGUAACGCCGAACGUCUCAAUGAGGAAAUGGUGGGCGUGAGGGAGGAUUUACAACGUAAAAAUAUGGAACUGACAUCUCUGCAGAAGGAGUUGAAUACCUUGAUUAAUAACGUGAAAGAACUGUCGGAAAAUAACAACGAAUUGGAGGCGAAAAUGAAGGAAACCAACGAAGAGAACGUCAAGCUUAUCAAGGAGAAACAGAACGCCACCAUCCAAGUAGAGACUCUGAUAGCGGAGAUGAACAACCUGAAGGAGAAACUCGGCAAGAAGAGGAGGACGGUGAAAGAGUUGGAAGACGUCGUAGAAGACCAGAGACGGUCAAUCGGAAUCUUGGAGAAUGAGGUGAAGAAACAAAGAGACGUUAUAGUCGACAGGGAGUGCGAGAUCGAAAUCGCCAACGAAGACGCCAAGCGGUACCAGAACGACAUAGCCACGCUCGAGGAUCGUAUCGAGCAGCUCGAAAAGGGGGAACAUAAAAAACUAAUAGACCGACUCGAGGAGGACCUCAAGGAAAAAGACGCGAAAAUCAAGGAACUGAACAAGGAAAUGACGCACCUACAGGAGCUGCUCAACGAGAAGGACAAGAUCAUCAACCAGAUCUCGGAGGACAGCCACAAGCUGCACGUCAACCUGGUGACGAUCCAGGCGAAAUUGAAGGAGACCGGCAACAUCAUCGACCUGGGCAACAAGCUGAAAGAGGAACAGAAGAGGACGGCCGAGUUGGUGGAAGAAAUCCACGGCUUGAAGGCUCGUCUCAUGCAGUACGAGGCGACCAAGAGGAACAACCCCAUGACGACUUCCGUGGACGAGAUCGCCGACCAGGUGAAAAGAGAACUGGACUAUUCCGCCCAGAUCGAUUCGAACAUACUCAGCGCCGUCAGCGACCAGAGCUUGAGCUCCAUCUCCGACAACCAAGAGGCGGAAAUCUUCAAGAAGGCCCUGGCCAAGGAAAAGUCGACCAGGAAGCAGCUUCUCCGGGUCCAGGACGGACUGAAGAGGCAGGUGACGGAUAUGGAGGAAAAAUGUACCGCCCUGCAGUCGUUGAAUGAAAAAUUACAGAGUUCCUUAGAGAGUGAACGUUUGCUUUUACGACAGACGCAAGCGGAAGACGCGAAACUGAUAGAACAGAUGAGGAUUCAAUUGGACACGGUUCUGGACCACGAGGAGGUACUGGAAAGAAUGGUGGCCGAGGAGAAAGAGGCAAAGAGACAGCUGGAGACGGAACUGGAGGCGGCGAGACAGAAAACGGCGAGCUCUACCUCUAAGACGGAAUCUACGGAGUACAAGGCGCUUCCCAGCAAGGAAACAAUCGAAUUGAACCAGCUGAGAAAGGACUUCACCGCGGUUCGAGACGAGAAUGACGGUUUGUCGAAAGAACUGAACGCUUUGAAACGGGCGCAAAGUGAGAUGGAGGUGAGCUAUAAAUACACCAAGGAUAUGUUAGGUCUGGAGAUGGGACGUGCGAAACUCCUGGAAGACAAAGUGCAGGCUUUGUUAAAGAACGAGAAAGAACUGCGAGACGUCUUGCUGCAGAGAAAAGUCGAGGUGGAGGAGAAGUUACACGAGAUCGAGAACAACAAGAUCGUAAUUGACGAAAUGGAACAGGAGAAGGCUCUCUUAACCAAACAGAACUCGGAACUGACGCAAAGACUGAAGACGCAGAUGUCGACGGAGCCCCAGAUGACUCGGACGUCGCCCGUUCCCGACGUCCUGCUCGAUAGGAUCAAAGAACUGAAAAACGACCUCGUGGACAAUAAGAAGUUCAUCGACCUCAUCCAGAAGAUGUCGCAAGAGAAGAGGAACUUGGAGAACGAGCUCGCAGCGUUGAGGGGACAGAAGAGUGCUAAUAUGCCUUUUGCGGACUUAGUCGCGAGGAGCGAUUUCUUGUUUGCGAAGACUUUACGGCUGGAGAGUACGAAGAAAGCUUUGAUCUGGCAGAAGCGGUACCUGCUAGACUACCUCCAGGGCCACCAACGGCACUGCCUGGUCGAGGCAUUACCUCACUUGACAGUGUACAGGAAUAAGUUCAAACAUCAACGUUUGCCACGGGAGCGGUUCAGAUCUACGGUUUUUGUCGUAAUCUCCAUAGUGCGUAUGAAAUACCUGGUGCGACGUUGGCACAGUGGCGUACGCAUAGCCGAAAAGAUCAAUUCCCGCCACUACAGGCACCAGUCGGCCAAACAAACCGAAACCGCCUUCCCCGCCCAAUUCCAGGUGGGUCAACCCGUCUCCAGCCAGUUCUUCUCGAACAACGUAGGCGGACGAUUUGGUGCACUGGGUCCCAAAAACUUUUUCCACACAAAUCAGACAGAUUCUCAAGAAAACGCUGCUUUCGGGGGGUUCGACGAAGAGAGGGUAUCGCCCUCCCCUACCGUGAGGGAUCUUCCCCCUUGGUCGGGAAGUUCGCCGCCUUCCAAGGAGGGCAGCGACAGGAGGAUAAGGAUCGGGUCCCACGUUCUCAGCAGGGAAGACAUGACGCCGCUCAAAGCCCCGCUGCUCCUCGCUCAGUUCUCGGAACGUUUCGAUCAGAUCCGAGAGACGCUGGGCAUCGCCCUGGACUCUAACGCCACGUAGCGCCCAUCGGCAGCCUAUUUCCUAGAUAGCAUGUUCAAAACUAUUUGUUCUGUGUUAAAACGUCUAGAAAUCGUUGAUUUUUUACUAGGUCUAGUCAUUUUCGUUACUCUUUCCUAUCUGAUCGGGAUUUUCGUUGAUUUUGAGGUGUAUUUAUUUUGUAAAGUUGUGAAUUUAGUUUCUAGGUAGGUGAAAAAUGUUUGAGUUACCAGAUAAAUGUGAUGAGUGCCUUCGACUCACGUGCCAUGUUCGUGUAAGUGAUUGAGAGUUUAUAUUUAGGUACCUUUAGGACGGAGUAUUAUCACUGAAGUGCAUUUGGUAUUGUAGAUUUUGUACGAUUUGUUUAUUAAAGCACUAUUUACGGAA